Messenger RNA from Adineta ricciae, 435 nucleotides. Lineage: Eukaryota; Metazoa; Rotifera; Eurotatoria; Adinetida; Adinetidae. The record is from the annotation of a GenBank genome assembly.
AUGAGUAAUAUGAAAACGAAACAAACAACACAUUUACUUUCGUUGCCGAAUGAAUUAUUACUCGAUCAUAUAUUUGUUUAUCUUCGUUCAACAGAUCUUCUCUAUACAUUCGGUCAAUUAUGUAAUCGCCGUUUGAAUUGUCUUCUCUGUGCACAUUUUCAUCAUGUUGAUUUAUCAACUAUUGAUACAUCUGCUAUUUCAAUUGAUAAAUGGUUAUCUUACUUAUCGUCUAUAGAAAAGGGAAUUUUAUCUCUUCGAAUUAAUCUUCAUGGUUUUGAUUUAUUACCAUUCUCCCGAUUUUCCAAUACUCACUCGUCUGGAUCUUCAAAUCACGAGUGCAUCACAAAAUUUGUCUCAAAUACGCGUAUUGACUCAACUUCGAACACUUUCGUUUACUUUAACUUCAGNAUAUUUCUACGUGGUCUGAUCGAUUAA